Messenger RNA from Meloidogyne enterolobii, 657 nucleotides. The record is from the annotation of a GenBank genome assembly. NCBI's taxonomy places the organism in Eukaryota, Metazoa, Nematoda, Chromadorea, Rhabditida, Meloidogynidae.
AUGUUUAUUAAAUUAAAUAAUUGUUUACUUAAAGAAAUGCCCGAUUUUAGCAAGUUUUUGGUCCUUAGAUCUCUUGAGUUAUGUGGAAAUAAAUUAACUGAAGUUCCGGGAUAUUUAUUGCCAACUAAUAGAUUUCUCGAAUAUGAUUUUCGAAAUAAUUCGUUGAAUAAAUUGGGCUGGGAUUGGAGUGAAACACAAAUUGAAAGAAUAUCAGGAUUAAAAGUAGACGGGAAUCCGUUAGAUUGUGCUUGUCCUAUGCCUGAACGUUUAAUAAAAAUAGUUGGAGAAUUGGAGAAGCCUAAAGGCUAUAUUUGUGUUCCUAAAUUAAAUAGCUCAACAAAUUUUCAUUGGCAACACCCUUUAGAGGCUCUAGAUUUUAUUCAAACAACUUCUUCUAAUAAUUUCCCUCAAAAUUGUCCAUCAAAAUUUUCUUCAAAAAUUAAAACAGAAACAAAUAAUUCAAUUAAUUUUUCACUAUUUUUGCUUCCAAUUUUAUUAAUAACUGUGCCGUUAAUUAUUGGAAUUUUAAUGUUAUUAAAUAUUUCUAAUUGGAAUGAUUUACAUUGGGUUAAAACAACAACAAAGUCUUCAAUGUUUGCCUACGAACCUUUACAAAUUAAAAAUGGAAACGAAGAAAAUAAUGUUGAUAAUGUUUAA